Notechis scutatus (mainland tiger snake) is the source of this 773-nucleotide messenger RNA. The record is from RefSeq and is a predicted model, not a curated record. Lineage: Eukaryota; Metazoa; Chordata; Lepidosauria; Squamata; Elapidae.
CAGAGCAUGCCGCUGCUGGCCAGGUCUCCCAGCACCAACCGGAAGUACCCGCCGCUGCCUGUGGAUAAGCUGGAGGAGGACAUCAACCGGCGAAUGGCAGACGACAACAAGCUCUUCCGCGAGGAAUUCAGUGCGCUUCCAGCAUGUCCGAUCCAAGCUACCUGUGAAGCCGCCUCUAAAGAAGAAAACAAGGAGAAGAACAGAUACGUCAACAUUUUGCCUUAUGACCAUUCCAGGGUUCACCUGACACCCAUUGAAGGGGUUCCAGACUCGGAUUAUAUCAAUGCCUCAUUCAUUAAUGGGUAUCAGGAGAAGAACCGGUUCAUCGCUGCACAAGGGCCCAAAGAAGAAACGGUGAACGACUUCUGGAGAAUGAUUUGGGAGCAAAACACGGCCACAAUUGUCAUGGUGACCAAUCUGAAGGAGAGGAAAGAGUGUAAAUGUGCCCAGUAUUGGCCAGAUCAGGGCUGCUGGACGUAUGGGAAUAUCCGGGUCUCUGUGGAAGAUGUCACCAUCCUGGUUGACUACACAGUGAGGAAAUUCUGCAUUCAACAGGUAAGGCCUCACCGGUGUUCAAGUUGCUUGGCCUUGUGAGUAGUGGGUAAUUUACCACCCAAAGGGCUGCUUGCUUGAUUGCUGGUUUAUUAGUUAGGUUAAGUGGACGUGUAAAGUGCUGCGAAAAUUCAUAUAUAAUGCUUGCAGUCCUAGCCAGACCAGAACCAGGGAGAUAAGAGGAAGGAAGGAAGAGAGAACAAGAAAAGGCGAGAGAAAAU